AUGGCCUGCGAUACAGUAGACACGGCCUUCACCGAUGCGUUUCUCGAUGGCAGCUGGGCGAAGGACGACAACUCAGAUUUCGGGUUGGGUGCAAUCGCAGAAUUCAACGCCGCUUCCAAUCCACUGCCUGGAGAUACUGUUGACCCUCAGCUCACGUUCAGCAACCCAUCUACUCCACCAACGAACAAUGGCGGAUUCGCACAGGACCCUUCUGCCGUGAAUUCAAACCUGAACGACACUCUGAGCCCAUCGCCAAAUGUCUACGAAAACUAUUCUUCCAUGAACAUCGACGCAUCCAGCACGCCGUACUUCAAUUCCAUCGAGACAACUGCACCAGCUUACCAGCCAUCUCCACUCCGGCAUGAACAGCACUUCAUGCAUCGGCGCUCAGUCUCCGAACCACCAGCAGAUAUGGGCCAGAAUGUGUUCUUUACGCGUUCGGAUCACUACCUUGGUGAGCCAAUAGGUCAGCCAAAGCCGCGAACACUCAAGAGCCUUCCAAGAAGCAAGAGCCAGCGAAGUCAACCGUAUCCGCCACGUCAGCCGACCAGAAAUCACCCUCACCCGCAAGCGCUACAUUCACAGCCGGGAUUCCGUCCUGGAGUCCAGCGUAGCCAAACACAACCGGUUCACGCCCAGCAGUAUGCUCCAACAAGCUCACCCAUGAAUCAUUACCCUCACGCCAUCUCUCCACCUUGCCGUACAUUCAUGCAGCAGCCUCCGCUGGCAAACAUGAUGCACGAGCAGCAGUAUACGCCAGCAACCACUACCCGCGUGUGCACGCCCGUUCCAGAGGCAGUCAUGGCUAGUCCUCCGAUGAUCGACCCGGCUCUCAGCCAAGCUAGCACGCCGAGUAGAGUUGAUAAGAGACCACAGACGGUGUCGAUCCCUGUCUCAUUGGAAGAGCUGAGGAAGAUGAUCUUUGAUGCGGUUCAGCAGGCUAUUGGCGAAGGGAAGGCGCAAAGUUCGAAUAAGGAGGAUGAGAUGUCUGAAGGGGUCAGUCCGAGGCAGCAGAGACACGUCCAGAUGGAGGAGAUUGAGGAUGAAGAUGCUGGUGUGAUGAAGACUGUGUGA
Messenger RNA from Pseudocercospora fijiensis CIRAD86, 1074 nucleotides. RefSeq lists its product as uncharacterized. The coding region runs from base 1 to 1074 and encodes 357 amino acids. Lineage: Eukaryota; Fungi; Ascomycota; Dothideomycetes; Mycosphaerellales; Mycosphaerellaceae. The transcript has a single exon. The record is from RefSeq and is a predicted model, not a curated record.